UACUAUAAGCAGCUGCAGCCUGACGGAGCUGAAGGGAAAAACUCAGGAGGAUGAAAAUGCUUCACUUCAUCACAGCUGCUUCCUUGCUGUGUGUCGCUGCGGCCCCCCCUCCACUCCUGUUAGUUUUUGUCAAUGAGUUGAUGACCUGGCCGGACGCUCAGAGUUUCUGCAGACAGAACUUCUUGGACCUGGUGACGGUCAGCAGCAUGGAGGACAUGAUGCUCCUGACCGACAUGGUGGAUCUGGACGCCAUGGUCUACAACAGCUCAGAUUUCAAAUAUCGAGCCUGGAUCGGUUUGUCUGAGGACCUGAACAGCUGGAGGUGGUCCAUUACUGACCCGAACUUCUACAGAGACGGAGAAGCUGCGUUCAGGAACUGGAACGUUGGGGAACCAAACAACUUCCUGGGGGCAGAAAGCUGCGGCGUCAUGACGCAUUUUGGAGGCUUUGCUGAUGUAGAGUGUGUAAAACUCAACAAACCAAUCUGCUGUGACGUACAAGGACACGAUGCUUCGUUUGUCUUUAUCGACCAACCGAUGAGCUGGCCUGCAGCCCAGAGCUUCUGCAGACAGCAUCACACUGACCUGGCCAGCGUGAGGAGCUCAUCGGAGAGCGAGCAGAUGAAGGGCCUAGUCCAAUCCUCUGGAGAGAAAGCAGCCUGGAUUGGUCUGUACAGAAACACCUGGUUGUGGGCGGAUGGCAGUAACGUCACGUUCAGCCACUGGAGGCCGCCAGGACCUAACGGAAGCGUGGAGAGCUGUGUGGCGUCAGCGCUGAGUGACGGCGGCGUGUGGGAGGACCUGCUCUGCUCCAGACUCCUCCCCUUCUUCUGCUGCGAUGUUCCAGGUUCAAAGCAGGUGGUGAAGGUGAAGCUGGUGAAGUCUUCCUCUCUGGAUCUGGGUGACCCGGCGGUGCUGGCAGACCUGCUGCAGCAGUUUGAACAGAAGCUGAAGAAGGACAGCAGAGUGGAAGGAGACGUAAAGCUGAGAUGGAUCAACCAAUCAGACGGGAGGAUUUUCCACCAGGACGAGUGACAGGAAGACAUGUCUGCUGAAAAUAUUGUUUGUUCGUUAUUAACAUGGUUUGGUUCUAAUAUCCUCUUAAAGUAGACAAAUAGUACAUUUAUUUGUAAUUUAAAAUAUGAAGUUUAAUGUUUUUAUGUAGAAACUAAAACGUGUGUGUACCUGAAUUGUACCUGAAGCUUCAAUAAAACA
Messenger RNA from Xiphophorus couchianus (Monterrey platyfish), 1214 nucleotides. Its product is annotated as macrophage mannose receptor 1-like. The coding region runs from base 51 to 1034 and encodes 327 amino acids. The record is from RefSeq and is a predicted model, not a curated record. The transcript is spliced from 6 exons. NCBI's taxonomy places the organism in Eukaryota, Metazoa, Chordata, Actinopteri, Cyprinodontiformes, Poeciliidae.